Colossoma macropomum (tambaqui) is the source of this 858-nucleotide messenger RNA. Its product is annotated as ferritin, middle subunit-like. Gene Ontology annotation, molecular function: ferric iron binding; ferrous iron binding. Gene Ontology annotation, biological process: intracellular iron ion homeostasis; iron ion transport. The coding region runs from base 127 to 657 and encodes 176 amino acids. NCBI's taxonomy places the organism in Eukaryota, Metazoa, Chordata, Actinopteri, Characiformes, Serrasalmidae. The transcript has 4 exons. Gene Ontology annotation, cellular component: cytoplasm. The record is from RefSeq and is a predicted model, not a curated record.
CGCUUCAUCCUCACAGCUGUGGGACUCAGAGGUUCUCGGGUCAACAGUGAUUGAACGGAACGUCUUCGUCUCUUUUCCACCUAGAUUUUAUUUUUGUACUCAGGUUUGAUUAGAAAAUCAGCCGAAAUGGAGUCUCAGAUCCGCCAGAACUACCACCGCGACUGCGAGGCCGCCAUCAACAGGAUGGUGAACAUGGAGUUCUACGCCUCCUACACCUACACCUCCAUGGCCUACUACUUCUCUCGGGACGAUGUAGCCCUUGAAGGCUUCGCUCACUUCUUCAAGGAGAACAGCCACGAGGAACGAGAGCACGCUGAGAAGUUUCUGGAAUUCCAGAACAAGAGAGGUGGACGCACUUUCCUCCAGGACAUCAGGAAACCUGAGCGUGAUGAGUGGGGAUCUGGACUGGAGGCCAUGCAGUGCGCUCUGCAGCUGGAGAAGAACGUGAACCAGGCUCUGCUGGACCUGCACAGGAUCGCCACGGAGAAGGGUGACCCUCAUCUGUGUGACUUCCUGGAGUCGAACUACCUGAAUGAGCAGGUGGAGAUGAUCAAGAAGCUGGGUGACUAUAUCACCAACCUCACCAGGAUGGACGCUGGAAACAACAAGAUGGCCGAGUACCUGUUUGACAAGCACACUCUGGGGAGCAAGAGCUAAAUUAGGUCCCAGGCUUCACCCAGAGCUUUACAGGUUGUGGUUAGGACGAUAUGCAUUCACUGGUAUGGGAAUAAUAUUGUGGUAAUAUUCUGUGAGUGGUUCUAUUUUCUGUGGAUGCUGUUCUGUCCUGUAGCUGUUAAUGGUCUCACUGUGGCUCAGUGGAAGAUUCCUGAAUCUGAUGAAUAAACAUUUUGAGCUGGA